Panonychus citri (citrus red mite) is the source of this 1014-nucleotide messenger RNA. RefSeq names its product probable transcriptional regulatory protein THEYE_A1868. The transcript is spliced from 2 exons. Lineage: Eukaryota; Metazoa; Arthropoda; Arachnida; Trombidiformes; Tetranychidae. The record is from RefSeq and is a predicted model, not a curated record. Bases 105 to 941 code for a protein of 278 amino acids. Gene Ontology annotation, cellular component: mitochondrion.
ACUUUUUUGGUUUACUUUUUUUUUGAUAACAUUUAAUUGUUUUGUUUUUAUUUUAUUUCUUAUGACUUUUUUUUUUAAAUUAAUUUAAUAGUUAUUCAAUUGUUAUGUUUGGUUUAGUGUUUAAUUGUCGUCUUUUACCUCGAGUGAUUAAUGUGUCCAGUUUGAGAUUUGCAGGUCAUAACAAAUGGUCAAAUAUUAAACAUACGAAAACAGCGAAAGAUGUUGCCAAAGGGCAGUUGAUUAAUCGUCAUUUGUGGGCAAUUAAACAUGCGAUUACUUGUUCAGGAGGUGUUGUUGACCCUAAACUUAAUGAUAAAUUAGCCGAUGCUUUGGCAGAUGCCAGGAAAGCGGAGGUUCCCGCUGCGACCAUAGAAAGAACUCUGAAAAAAGCAACAGAAAAGAAAACCAAACCUUUCAUAUUUGAAAUAGUUGGACCCGGUGGUAGUUUUAUUCUGGUCGAAGGAGAAUCUGAUAAUAUUGGAACUUCCAGAACUGCGUUAAAAGGACUAUUAAGGCCAUUUAAAGGACAUUAUAAUUGGGCUCGUGAAGGAGCAUUGCUUAAGCUUUUCACUCAAAAAGGUGUCGUUAGAAUAAAUAGAAUUGACAAGGAUGGUAAUCCGAUUGAUUUUGACAAGGCGGAAGAGGUCGGAAUCGAAGCGGGUGCUGAAGAAGUUCGGUCGAUUGAAGAUGAUGAAGAAUCAAAAUCAAAGGAAACCUCGGAAACUUCAUGGGAUUUAUUGAUGUCCAAAGAAGAUCUUUUCUCUGUCAAAGGUUAUAUUGAAAAAAAUCGACCUGACGUGGUGAUCGGUGACUUCCGACUUGAAUAUUUUCCCCAUCUUUAUGUUGAAAUAAGUGAUCAAGACAUAGAAAAAUUAUCUGAAUUAGUUGAUGCAAUUGAUGAAUUACCUGAAGUUACAAAGGUUUUUGUUAAUAUAAAAUAGUCGAUUACAAUGUAAUAAAUUAAUCAAUUGAAACAAUAUAAUUAAACUUAUUAUCUCAUUACUAUUACAAUAA